This is a messenger RNA of Penicillium angulare, 2262 nucleotides long. RefSeq lists its product as uncharacterized. NCBI's taxonomy places the organism in Eukaryota, Fungi, Ascomycota, Eurotiomycetes, Eurotiales, Aspergillaceae. The record is from RefSeq and is a predicted model, not a curated record. The transcript is spliced from 2 exons. Bases 1 to 2262 code for a protein of 753 amino acids.
AUGCCAUCGACUUUCCGGUCAUCGCGUUCUGGGCGUCAGUUCGAUAGCAGUCGCACGCGAACCGGUCAAAUCGACCAUGAUGUCUUCGAAGGAUUGCCUGUUCGACGCUGGUCGCGCCAACCACAUACGCAUUCCCAGGCCCCCAAGACUGAAGACUCCGAGUUUGUCGUGCAGGGCCCCGGUGGCACUGGGAGACUUCCGGAACUGGCCAUGCCACGGGAUAGCCAACUUCUAGGUGCUGGUAGCCGUGCUCUCUUGAGGGCCGCCCGCGCAGGCUGUAUUUACAUCCAUCAGAAUAUCCGCACAUCCGACAAAGAUGAAAAGGAAGCGGGAGAAGGCGACGACGGAGCUACAGGCACUCAUGCAGCAGAACGGAGCUUCGUAAGUCGGAAAUGGUCUACUCUCCCGAAACAGCUGGAGCCUGCGGAUGUGGAGUUCUUGGCCAAACGAAGAUCUGGCUUGCCGUCACUUUACGGAGGUACAGCGACGGUGGAUGGCUCAGGCUCUGGACCUGGUCCAAUGCGCCGCACCAAGUUUCAGAAAACAGAUACAACGACAGGCAAAAUAUCCAUAUACGAAGCAUGGGUACCCGAAGGCCAUCGUAUUGAGGGAGAAAUCACUGGAGAUGUUCAGGCUAUUGCUGGACAGAGUGAUGUGUCCAUUAAUUCUGAGAUGCCAGCCCCGGGGACCGUCGUAGAAGGCGUCGGGAUUGUCAAUUCGGAGGGUGUUGUAAUUGCAGAAGCUGGUUCGGCUUCUGUAAUGACCCCACCUAAACGGCGGCCACCUCCACCCAAACGCAAGGGCAAAGGCAUCGGAAAAGGCAGGAAGAAGAAGGUUAUGUUCGCACCAGGAGAAGGAGCAGAUGCUGCUACUGUCCAUGGCGUUUCUACCGAUACAAACGUUCACACUGGUGGCCCCACAGAAGGUCAGGUAGCUUUGCAGAUGCCGAUUGACCAGUCGGGUCAAGAGGAUGAUGAAGAUGGCGAGGACGGCGAGGACGGCGAGGAUGGCGAGGAUGGCGAGGAUGGCGAGGACGGCGAAGAUAGUGAUGAGGCAGACGAGUCCAUUAUGGAUGCGAAAACUCCAGAAACCCCACAGGCUCCAUAUAUUACCGAGUCCGCAGACCAUCCUGCCGCCGCCAGUACGACCGAGACAAACGACAUCGAAAUGACAGACGUCACUUUUGAGCAACAACCUCCAGUCCCAGUGAACCCCUCUGUGACUAGGCUGGGAGUGGCAUCAGACCCGUCCAGCACGCCAGUGACACAGAUUAAUGAUUCCCAGAACAAACUCGACCCCAAUGAUCCCCCAACGUCUAUAUCUAUUACGGAGACAGUCAAAAUGGCACAUCCUUCCACUGAGCAUGACAGUGAUUCAAAUAAACAGGUUCCCGACAAUUUUGGAUCACAGGAGCUACUCGAUGAAUCCAUAAAGCCCGAAAUUCCAUCUGAAUUGGGGACUGGUGAUGUGCUUGAAGAACAGCCUCGAACCCACAAGCCCCAUAAGUCUACCGAAUCAAGCAAUCUAGAGGCUCCGGCGGCAGAGCCAAUUCAAGAAACGGCUGAUAUUCCAACACUUGAGGCCAAGCAAGAAAUUGAAUCCACUGGCGGAGAUUCACUAGGCUCGGCCUCCGCUGAUCAUGCGAUGCGCGCCGAAGAAGGUCACUCUGUCCAUCCGGAAAUAAGAGGUCUGGAGCCAGAGUUGACUGUGAAUGAAACUACACAUCCAGCUUCAAAUGAGCCUCAAAUAGAAAACACUUUAGCAUCAGAGGCUGGCAAAGACAUAGGAGGGACUUCCGCCAUACUAGAGAAGGAUCAAACGGCUCCAGAGCCAAAAGAAGAGCCAAAAGAAGAGCCAAAAGAAGAGUCAAAAGAAGAGCCAAAAGAAGAUCUACAAUCAAAAGAACCCAUUGAAGUUUCAGGACUCAAUGAAGGAUCUCAGUCGAAUGAGCCUAUUACUGCCAUACAUUCCAAAACACCUCCUUUACUUCCAUCGUUAAUCUCCAUGGAACCUUCGCCAGCCAUUGAUACCUCCGAAUCCUCCGAUCCACCUGCGACUCGGGAACUGAUCCUCGAGGAGAGAAAUUCAACACCUAUUCCCGAUCCAAUUCAGCCCAACUCACCAACCCCUGCCCCAUCUGAACAUGUGGUUAAUACACAAGUCUCUGUUAGUGAUGAAUCUGUGUCUGUGUCCCAAGAGGAGACGAAGGAGACGAAUGAUAUUACCGAGCCAGCUUCUGGUCCAGCUUCAGAGCCUGCAUAA